AUGGAUGACCCAGCAUCCCGUAUCCCGGCAACUUUGAUUCCGCACAUGCAUCUUGUCUCGCGGAAUCGCUAUCCCAACAUGCAUAUGAUGCCGACCGAGACGGCCGUGGAAUACCUGCUGAGCGCGCCCCGGGUCUGCCAGACACAACCUAUGCAUUGGACUUUCUUGGAUGGUCCGCAGGAUGGCACAGUGAUGAUGACAUGGCAACCGCUUGCGCACCUGGGCAACAACUUCGCGAGCGACGGUUACGUCUGGGCUGAUGCGGAGCAGGCUUUCACCUUUGAAGCCCGAGGAUAUACCGUUGAGAUGUUCCUCCACCGCAGCGGCUAUCACCCUCCCAACGAGAACCCCGAUCCGUCAUUGUGGAUUGUUCACUAUUCUCGUGCACCUCAGCAAGAUCACAUCCCCGCGACUCGCAUCCCUGUUACGCCGCAAGUACAGAACAUGAUGGGCCAGCGACGCUUCUUGCAGAGCCAGGGUCAACUCGCUCGCAAGGAAUUUCUCCUUCACGACCGCAACAAUUGGCCUACAAUCAGCUUCCCACCCCAGAUGCCUCCUCAGGGCUUCGCUCAACCGCAGGCCGCCGCCUAUGCGAAUGCGCAGCCAGGGAGACCUGGGUUUUACCCAGCCCAAGGUCACCCAGGCGCAGUGCCUCCUGCACCGACCCAGGGUAAGGCACAGCGCGCACACCGUGCUCAGUCAACAGCGAUGGCAGCGGCAGCUGCUGACUUUGCCCUCGAGGAUGAGGAUGUCUCCAGCGGUGACGUGAUGGACCUCUUGACCCCUCGUGAGGUUAGCAAGAUGCGGUAUGUGCAGCAUCAUGAAUGGAUGGAGGAGAUCUUUGCAUCUCAUUAUGCCAUUUCACAACUUACACCGGUCUCUCUCGGUCUCGGCCGCAAGGGAGAGUUGGAGUCAUUGACAGCGGGAUUCUUUGAUGCACCAGCAGGCGGUGAAGGCCAAGAGAACCAGGCCCCUGAUGCUACUAAGCUUGAACCUGCCAAGGCAGAGGAGUUUGCCGAUCGCGUCGCGAAGAAGGUUGCUGACAUGACGGCUGAGAUCGAGAAGCUCAAGAAGCAACACGCCCGACGGAUGGAGCGCUUCAACCGCAGCUCGCUGUUCAAGGAUGCCGAGUCGCGUCUUCGUGACGCCGCCGCCGAUCCUGCAGCGACCGGAACUGAAGUCUGGCGACUGGAGGGCCGGAUCACCGUUCCUAACGAGGAAGGUGAAACCCCACAGUUGGACUACUUGGAAGAGAAGGCCAAGUAUAAGGUGGACGAUGUGGUUCGUGACGUUGAAACUGCCUGGAAGAAACAGAUCGUUCCCGAGCCCAAGGUUUCAUGUGUCGAGAAGGGCGGUCUUCUUGAAAAGAUUGAACCUGAGCAGAAGGAAGAUCCCGAGUCAUUUACCAAUGAUAUGGUGAUUGACCAGGCUGAUUCUCAUCUUCUGAACCAGUUCGGUGGCUCCGCUGUGGGCGGUAACGAAGGAGUCCCUGCACAACCCGGUGCCGAGAUCUCCGGGGAUGUAGACAUGGACAUGGGCAACCAGCUUGGAGGGGCCGGUACCGCCGGUGAAACGGGCGACUGGGUGAUGGUCAAUGAUGAGAACAAAGAUGGCAAUGCGGCAGCUGGUGCUGGCGAAAGCAAUCUUGAAAGCGCCAACUUUGACGAUUUCACCAAUAUUGACAGUGCCGGCGAUGCUCUAGCGGCAUACACCGAGCAAAACGAUGGGCUGGACUUGCCCGACCUGGACAACUCUGCGUUCGGCGAUGCCUUCCAUGCUUCGGACAACGAGCACUCGCACAAUCCUGAUGCGGACGAGAUGUCUUAG
This is a messenger RNA of Penicillium daleae, 1827 nucleotides long. RefSeq lists its product as uncharacterized. Bases 1 to 1827 code for a protein of 608 amino acids. The transcript is spliced from 4 exons. Lineage: Eukaryota; Fungi; Ascomycota; Eurotiomycetes; Eurotiales; Aspergillaceae. The record is from RefSeq and is a predicted model, not a curated record. Gene Ontology annotation, biological process: chromatin remodeling.